AUGCGAUUGUUGAUUAUUUUUUUGUUGUUCACUGUUGUUCGAGCACAACAACAAUAUCCAUGUUCAUGUUCAUGUUGUAAUGGUGCAUCAUGUAUUCCUAAUGUGUUAUCUACAGUAUAUGCACUAUCUUGUACAACAGAAGCAUGUCUCGUACAAUGUCGGGCUUCAUAUCCUACAAUAUGUCAAGCAACUCCUCCUUAUGGUCAAAUUAUAGCACAAUGUACGUCAAGUAUUGCUCAACAAUAUAGUUGUCAAUGCAAUUGCUGCAACACCGGUUCUGCUUCUUGUUCACCUUCUUAUGUCGGUACCAGUGUUGCAUAUACAUGUGCAUCAGGUUCAUGUAGUAUUUCAUGUGCCCAGCAAUAUCCAAGUCAAUGUAUAUCUAAUCAAAAUGGACAAACGCAAGGUCUAUGUAUGGGUCCUAUAACUACUACAACAACAACAACAACUGUUGGUCCUUGGUUAGGUAAUACUUGUUCAUGUAUGUGUUGCCAGAGCGGUUCUGGCUGUACACCAACAUAUGUUGGUAUAACAUCCGCAUCUCAAUGUUUAUCAACAGCUUGUAAUCAAGCGUGUCAAAUUCGAUACCCAUCAGUAUGUCCAUCGUUAUAUAUUCUCGGUCAAACAAUUGGUACAUGUACAAGUAGUACUACGAGUGGAACUACACAAUGUGCAUGUAAUUGUUGUGGAACAACUGGAUGUUUUAAUUAUACUAUACGAACAAAUGAAGGUUGUACAGCAUGCAAUUCAUUGUGUCAAUCACAAUCACAAUCACAAUGUCCAAAUACUUUUCAAGUAACUCACACAUGCUCUCUUAAUAAUGCAAAGACUUUUCAUCCUUGGAUAAUUUUUAUAUUAUCAAUUAUUUUUUUUAAUUUUUUUGUUAUAACUGAUUUUAUAUAA
Messenger RNA from Adineta steineri, 903 nucleotides. NCBI's taxonomy places the organism in Eukaryota, Metazoa, Rotifera, Eurotatoria, Adinetida, Adinetidae. The record is from the annotation of a GenBank genome assembly.